ACACCAACAGUUUUCCGUGGUUUCAAUAUCCUUUAAAAUGUUAAAAACAUAGGUUAAAAAAGUGCUUAUUAUUUACUAAUAGUUUCAUUACUGGUCAGAAUUAAAGACAUACAGAAGUCAAAAGUUUUAGUUCCAAAGGUUCGCCACUAAGUUCCUAAUUAACUCAACAAUAGUAUCAUAUUGAAUCAUUGCAACAACCACUCAAAACUAAAAAAAACUCAAAUCUCAAAAACUAAUUUUGCUGAAAACAUCUUUAUGCUGGACUCGUGGAUGAUAUGCAGUCGAACCAUAGAAACUAACGAAAGACCGAAUGAGCAGACCGGUUUGAACUGUCAUAACCUGAGUAACCAAUCGUGUAUGACAUAACAUUUGCUCAGGAAAAAAAAUAUAACCUCUGCUUAAAAUCGUAUUCUGUAAGUUUCUGUAGUCAUAGUUCAUUAUAAUGCAGUGUUUAUACUAGUGUACUUGAAACAUAAAAACUGAAAUGAGAAUUGGCUGGAUCCAGAAACUUGUAAACAAAUGGCCUGGCAAGAAAACGUUUGGAAUGUAUAGAUUUCUUCCCAUGUUCUUCGUACUGGGAGCUGCUUUGGAAUACUCUAUGAUAAACUGGAAAGUCGGUGAGGUAAAUUUUUACAAUACAUUUAAAAGACGACAGGCUAAGGACGUUGUUGAAGAAAAAAUUAAGAAAUAUUCUGCUCUAUAAAAUGCCUGCUGGGGUAACU
Messenger RNA from Pararge aegeria (speckled wood butterfly), 722 nucleotides. RefSeq names its product small integral membrane protein 4 (gene sloth1). The record is from RefSeq and is a predicted model, not a curated record. Lineage: Eukaryota; Metazoa; Arthropoda; Insecta; Lepidoptera; Nymphalidae. The coding region runs from base 485 to 703 and encodes 72 amino acids. The transcript has a single exon.